AUGAGGAAGCUAAAGUAUCACGAGAAAAAGCUGCUUAAGAAAUUAGAUCUCUUGGAGUGGAAAAGAGAGAACAAUCACAGAGAAGCCCAUGUUAUGCAACGUUACCACAUCGUUGAGCGUGACGAUUACAAGAAGUAUUCUAAUAUUUGCCGGAUGGUGCAGAAGUUGACUAACAUUUUGAAGCAGAUAGACCCUAGAGACCCUUAUCGUGUUGAAAUGACUGCCACGCUUUUGGAGAAGCUCUACAACAUGGGUGUGAUACCGAGCAGGAAAAGCUUGGCAUUGUGUGAUCGCUUGUCAGUGUCAUCCUUUUGCAGACGUAGGCUUUCAACUGUUUUGAUGAGAUUGAAGUUUGCUGAACACUUAAAAGAAGCCAUAACAUACAUUGAGCAGGGGCAUAUUCGUGUAGGUCCUGAUACAGUUACUGACCCAGCGUUCCUGGUAACAAGGAAUAUGGAAGACUUUGUUACUUGGGUAGAUACAUCAAAGAUAAAGAGAAAGGUGCUUGAAUAUAACGAGAAUUUGGAUGAUUACGAUGCAAUGAACUGA
Dovyalis caffra is the source of this 549-nucleotide messenger RNA. The record is from the annotation of a GenBank genome assembly. NCBI's taxonomy places the organism in Eukaryota, Viridiplantae, Streptophyta, Magnoliopsida, Malpighiales, Salicaceae.